This is a messenger RNA of Daphnia pulex (common water flea), 447 nucleotides long. RefSeq names its product very-long-chain (3R)-3-hydroxyacyl-CoA dehydratase 1-like. Gene Ontology annotation, biological process: sphingolipid biosynthetic process; fatty acid elongation; very long-chain fatty acid biosynthetic process. Gene Ontology annotation, cellular component: endoplasmic reticulum membrane. Gene Ontology annotation, molecular function: 3-hydroxyacyl-CoA dehydratase activity. NCBI's taxonomy places the organism in Eukaryota, Metazoa, Arthropoda, Branchiopoda, Diplostraca, Daphniidae. The record is from RefSeq and is a predicted model, not a curated record.
AUGAUUUACUUAUAUUGUACACAGUGCCAAAGCAUCAUUCCCAGCAAUGUUGGAAUUACUUUUGCUCAAGUUUUUUCAAGAGUUUUUCUCCUUUGGCCAAUCUUUUACUAUGUUACUGCGACAAGAUCAGUUUGGAUUCCCCUGUUAUUGAUUGCUUGGACUGUUACUGAAGUUCUUCGCUACCUUUACUACAUCUUGAAUUUACUCUCUACUGUGCCAGCAUUACAUUGGUGCAGAUAUUCUUUUUUCAUUAUCUUGUAUCCUAUUGGAAUAACGGGUGAGCUUAUUUCCUGUUACUGUGCUCUACCCUACUACAGCAGAACUCAGGAAUUUUCAGUUUUACUACCUAAUAAGUGGAAUUUAACAUUCAACUUCUGGUACAUGCAAUUUAAUUAUAUAUUUUUUCAAACUUAUUGUUUAAUGCUUGUUUGUUUAUUUUGUAUCUAG